UGUAUUGUCAAGCUUGUAACAGUAGAAGAAACCUUUUUGGUGCUAUUUUAGCACAAAAUGAUUCUACUUAAAACUCAUUGUCCUAUAUAGAACCAUUGCCUUUCCAACACUUGAAGAACCGUCUUUUUUUAACAGUGUACAAUGGACGUGUGCCAAAUAGGCCUUCCCAAACAGUCACUGGUGUAAUGUUGUGUAUACAUAUUGCCACUCAGGUUCACUGGGCGUGUUGUCGAGAAAAAAAAUAAGCAAAAAGUGAGGAACGAAGACAAGAUGUGGAAAUUGAUCGAAAAGGUUCGUCCCCGCAGUGGGUGCCAGCUUCCAUAUGGCGCCAUUUGGUCAAGCUGUCAGUAGAGUCAGGCUGUGAUUUGAUCCGUAUUGAAGGCCGUGUGUGUUGGGGAGGUCGAGGCAGACAGGCUGCUCCUGUGUACACACUCCAGAUCCGGGAGCUCCACAGCGCCAAACUCCGUGUGUGUGGAGGCUACAUUCACCCUCCCCUAAGCGAGGAAAACACCGGCAGCUUAAACUCCAGCACCAAAGGGGAUUUCACGUUCCUCAGGCUGAGAUGGCGACGGUGAGCGACUCACGCUUGCAGCAACAGCCCUCUCAGAAGGAUGCGGCUGAUCAAAACUUUGAUUAUAUGUUCAAGCUUCUCAUCAUUGGCAACAGCAGUGUCGGCAAAACCAGCUUCCUUUUCCGCUACGCUGAUGACUCCUUCACUUCUGCUUUUGUCAGCACCGUGGGCAUCGACUUCAAGGUCAAAACAGUUUUCCGCAACAACAAAAGGAUCAAGCUGCAGAUCUGGGACACAGCCGGACAGGAGCGCUAUAGAACCAUCACUACAGCUUACUACAGAGGAGCCAUGGGCUUCCUGCUAAUGUAUGAUAUUACCAACCAGGAUUCUUUCAAUGCUGUACAAGACUGGGCUACUCAGAUUAAGACCUACUCAUGGGACAACGCCCAGGUAAUUCUGGUGGGUAAUAAGUGUGAUUUGGAAGAUGACCGACUCAUUCCAACAGAAGACAGCCAGAGACUGGCUGAUGAAUUAGGAUUCCAGUUUUUUGAGGCCAGUGCCAAAGAUAACAUCAACGUGAAACAGGUGUUCGAGCGACUGGUGGAUGUGAUCUGUGAGAAGAUGAAUGAAACUAUGGAAGGAGACGGUGGUCCACUCGGCAAUCACAAAGACCCCAACCUACAGGACUCCGUCGCCGAGGGACACAGCAGUUGUGCCUGCUAAAGGCCAACCCCCUCCACAUCUGUUCAACUUUUCAGUCUACCCCUUGCAUCCCCCUUCUCUUGCACCUAUAUUUGCACAUUACAGAUGGAAGGUUAAAAUUUCAGGCCAGACUCACUGUGUGAUGAACCAGUUAGUAGCGGUGAGGUUUAUACUUGAGUAUACUUGAGAUUUGGGUUAAAGUGUGAAUUCAUGUUCAGGAAAAGUAAGAGCCCCUUCACGUUCUCCAGAUACAAAGUAAAUCCAUGCCUUGUUUUUCUUGAAUUAGCCAGUAUCUGCCAAAAUGAUAUACUGUAACUUUACUUCAUUUGACAAAACAAGUUAUAUGAGUACAACAGUCAAUAAGCAUGAUGAGACUUGUAAGAAUUCCUUCUAAAAGAAAAAGGGGAUUCCAUUAUCCACUAUCUAUUAUGGAUUUGGCAGGUGAGACGUGAGUUCAAAGUCAAGAAAAUUAUACAUUUUCUUUGUACCCAGAUAAGGCCCAGAGUGCCCACACUAGCCCUUAAACCUUCCAACCCUUUCUGCAACUCAUUGUAUCUCCCUUAGCAUGAGUUGAGACCACUAAAUAGCUACACCAAACCUAGAUACGUGGCAGCUGCCAGAGGUCCCUGUGCUAACAGCUAGCAGAGAUAAUCAUCCAUUCAUCCACACCCAUCCAUUCUCUGGCCAUCCUGCACUCAACAACCCCUCUCCUGGGCUCACUGCCACUCCUCUCUAUCCCUACACCCCCUCAAAGGCUGCAUCUUGGGAGAAAUCUGUGGCUUAGCCCACAAUGGACAUGUUCUUGUCUCGUGCUAGAUAGCCCCAUAUUCAACUGUCACUGUCACUCUGUACCCCACUUGGCCAGUGUUAUGUGUCUCUUUUGUCUUAAAAUGUCGCUUUAGAGGCUUAAGAUGAAUGUGCACAUACAUGCACCAGUGAUCUGGGAGUUGUUGGAUUGCAUAUAUACAUGAGUAAUAUCAAGGAAGUAAAACAUUACAGAGUAAUAUGAUAAUUUCACACCAAAUGUUUGGAAUGGGAAUGGUAAAAUGCACAAAAUAAUGGAAUUGCUACAUGUGACUCACAGGAAUAAUUAGGCAUGUUUUUCGCUGAACCUUUGACUUACUUUCCUAAACUUGUUAACCUCACUACAGACUACCUAAAACUCUUCUUGUUGUUCUGUUUAUUUUUGUCACCAAACUGUUAUUACGUUUAAUUUCUCUGGUUUAUACUUGCCCUUUUACUUCUCAAGUAUUGACCCUAUUCCUGUUACCACAUUAUCUUUUAAUAAUGUGUUGAUGUUAUUAUAUAUUGGUAAAAGAAACAUGGACAGUUUGGUGAGAACAUUGCUCCACUGUACCUGGCUUAGAGAGAGGUGUCCUAAUUCAAGAACUAGUGGUUAUUCAGUCUCUGGUCAUCUUUACAUUUGUUCAAAUGAUGGCAUCAGUUUGGAAGAAUGUACAUAUUGUCAGAUACCAUAACUUGUACUAUAGCAAACAUGGGCUUGUGUAAGGCUUCCUGAUUUUGAGAGUGCUUACCAGACUUAAAUUAAAAUCUUGUGUUUCAACCUGGUAAGAGUGAUAAGACUGAAAGUAGAGAAGACUCUGUACCAUCUCAUCCAAUCCACACCCCUUCCCUCUCUCAUUCUAUCACUCGCUCCACAUACAGUGCCAACUGUCCGUUAUGACCAGUUGGUGCAUCUCAGUAGAGAUACUCUGGUCUAACGUGUUUUUUUUUUUCUUCCUAUGAUCUCUUUUAAUUUGUUCAUUUCCCCCCCUCUGACCUGAUUCUGAAUGUUUUGUGUACUGUACCAUGAAUGUUAUUUUGGUGCCCUGUUAAGGUGUAAGAAACCUGAUUCACUUUUUUGUUAACACUAGCUCUUUUAUGUUUAGCCCUCUUUUUUAUGCUUUAAAAACUGUAAAAGAUUCUUAGAAGAGGUGUCAUGUUAAGUAUUUAGAAGAGUAUCAUGUAUUUAUUCAAAGCCUCUGUGUCUGCUAUUGCAAUGGGACACUUAAGUUUAUAUUCACUAUUAGUGCAGUAUUGAAGGCUGACUGUAUAUUGAUUUCAGGCUCAGACACUGUGGUAUCCCAAUUCAUGGGCUUCAAAGUCCAGUCCUGGAAUUUUAGAGUCCAGCACAGUUUGGUGAUUUCCCUGCAUAAAUGCACCUGAUUAAACUUAGCAGUUAGUUACAAAGUUUUGGUUGUGUUUGAGCAAGAAAGUCACCAAACUGUGCUGGUAACCAGCCUUCCAGGACCAGAACUGGACACCCUUAUCCUAAUACUCUGAUAGUGAAGUGUGCUAACCAGAGCAAGCUACCAAACAGAAGCACCUUGUAUCUUGUAUCCAUUUGGUGUUUUAAACCAGAAGUUGUUUUUUUUUCUGGCCAGAGGUAUUUAAGGAAGUGUAGAAAUAAAUGUAUGGACUGUUCGCAAAAUAAAAAUUAUUGUUGAGAUUGA
Messenger RNA from Colossoma macropomum (tambaqui), 3666 nucleotides. RefSeq names its product RAB3D, member RAS oncogene family, b (gene rab3db). The coding region runs from base 563 to 1234 and encodes 223 amino acids. NCBI's taxonomy places the organism in Eukaryota, Metazoa, Chordata, Actinopteri, Characiformes, Serrasalmidae. Gene Ontology annotation, molecular function: GTPase activity; GTP binding. Gene Ontology annotation, biological process: protein localization to plasma membrane; protein secretion; regulation of exocytosis. Gene Ontology annotation, cellular component: plasma membrane; endosome; synaptic vesicle. The transcript is spliced from 5 exons. The record is from RefSeq and is a predicted model, not a curated record.